This is a messenger RNA of Anolis carolinensis (green anole), 3298 nucleotides long. It is a transcript of the gene aar2, whose product is annotated as AAR2 splicing factor. Lineage: Eukaryota; Metazoa; Chordata; Lepidosauria; Squamata; Anolidae. The record is from RefSeq and is a predicted model, not a curated record. The transcript has 4 exons. The coding region runs from base 177 to 1331 and encodes 384 amino acids. Gene Ontology annotation, biological process: spliceosomal tri-snRNP complex assembly.
UUUCCUGUAGGACCGGAAGUCGUUCACGCAAUCCUCAUUGUUGUCGUCAGAUGCAUGGCGGAAGUUGCUGCGAAGUAGUUUCCUGAACUCGCCGGGUUGGAGCUGGAGCCUCAGCGGGAGCUCCGCCGCGCCUGCUUUCUUGUAAGAAGCUGUGAAUUAAGAAGAGAACAGAAGAAAUGGCAGAAAUGCAGAUGGAUCAAGACUUAGCCCAGCGACUCUUCUUUGAGGGUGCCACUGUUGUCAUUUUAAAUGUUCCUGAGGGAACAGAGUUUGGUAUUGACUACAACAGUUGGCAAGUGGGCCCCAAGUUCCGUGGAGUGAAGAUGAUACCUCCAGGUAUUCAUUUCAUUCACUAUAGCUCUGUUGAUCAAAACAAUAAGAAAGAAAGUGGUCCUCGCACUGGCUUCUUCUUGAACUUGCAGCAGCGUGAUCUACGAGUGCUACGUUGGGACCGAGUAAAAGAAGAGGUGGAUCUCACCCCAGCGUCUGAAAAUGAAACUGAAGCAAUGAGAGACAAUCUCCAGGAGAUGGACCAAUUUCUGGGUCCUUACCCAUAUAAAACUCUAAAAAAGUGGAUCUCCCUCACAAAUUUAAUUACUGAAGAUGUGAUGCAGAAGCUGCAGCCAGAAAGUGGACAAAUAUGUGCUUUUUCAGAGGUUCUACCUGUUCUGGCUGGAAAGUAUACUAAAGACAGGGUAGAACAGAACUUGCCCCGGUAUGACACAGAAUGCAAAAGUUAUGCAGAAGGACUGGCACGGCUGCCCAAAAUGCAGGUGAAACCUGGUACAGAGAUCAGAUUCACAGAAAUUCCAAAGCAAAUGUACCCUGAAGGGGCGACACCUGAGGAAGUUACCAGGCAUAGCAUGGACCUAAGCUAUGCCUUAGAGACUGUGAUCAAUAAGCAGUAUGCCGGCAAUUCCCAGGAUGUGCUUGGAGAGCUGCAGUUUGCUUUCAUCUGUUUCCUGAUUGGGAAUGUAUAUGAUGCGUUUGAGCACUGGAAAAAGCUCCUGAAUCUAUUAUGCAGAUCAGAAGAUGCCAUUGUGAAGCAUCAGGCUUUGUUCGCCGAUCUCAUUUCUGUGCUCUACCAUCAACUCAGUGAAAUACCUGCUGACUUCUUCGUAGACAUAGUCUCCCAAGACAACUUUUUAACCAGCACUUUACAGGUGUUUUUCUCUUAUAUCUGUAUCCCAACUGUUGACAGGACUCUGAGAAAGAAGGCAGAGCGCUUUAAAGCUCAUCUAACCAAGAAAUUCAAGUGGGACUUUGAGGCUGAGCCAGACGACUGCGCCCCUGUAGUAGUAGAACUACCAGAGGGAGCUCUUGUGGGUUGAAUGGCAAUAAUCCCCUGCCUGGUGGUUUUUAAAUCUUUUAAAAUCUUUUACUUCCUUGGAUCAUCACUUAGUGAAAACUUAGCACAUCCAAUUCAUCAAUCCUACAUGGAGCCAGAAAUAAUAAUAAAAAAAUCCUUCUUGCAGGAAAUAGAUACUCUAGGAAACAAAGUUUAGACUACAUCUAGAUCUUCCACAAAAUUGAGUCAAAUUAUCCAAAAGUGUUUUCUAAGUACUCAAAUGAGAGUGUGUUAUCAUAUAUACUUACCUGGGAAGAAGUCCCAAUUAGCAGCAUGAAAUUACUGCUUCAUAUUUCACAAAUAUAUAGGAUUGUACAAUGUGGCUCCUAAAGAUGCAUAGGGGAUACUCUCCCAUUUGCUGGAGAAUUUUAUUUGAGACAUUGGGGCUUUUAAAAAUUAUUGUAUUUUGUGUCAUGCUGUAUAAAUUGAGCAGUCAUAAUUUUGAAUCGUCUCGUACUCAGAACACUGAACAGCAGCUUCUAGAAGAUGCCUGAAUAGAGAGAUAAUCCAAAUGAGGUUACACCACUUCCUUCACAUAUACAUACAAUUCAGCAUCGUCACUCAUUAUAAAUUUCAAGGUUUUGCUUUUAUUCAAAGCAUUUUCUUUUACCAGAUCUUUCCUGGUAGAACUUUUAACAUGUCCGCUCAGUGGACUGGAAUUCUUCUUACAUUUAUACCAGACCUCUGUCUAGCUUAAUGGAUAACACCUCUGCCUUUUUCCAGAAUAGCUGAAAUCUCCAUGGGACACAGAUGUGAAGCAAAGGGGGAAAUCCUAUCUAUUCAGUAGCAAUAUCCUGCCUAUAAAUUGUUACUAAAAAGCUGUAUUAAAUGUUUUCAUUUCUUUUUCCUUGCAUUCUCUGUCAGGGUAAACAGUGAUUUUCUGUUAUAACUGCAGAGCAAUGAAAAUGCUAUAAAAUAGCCUGCAGCAAGCUCACUGGCUGUUAUCUUCUAGUGCUUUAUCUGGGGUACAGGACGCUGCUGAAUUUUUCAAACAAGAAACCCUACUGUGUAGGGAUUUAGCUGUUAGUCCUUUUUUAUUCCUUUUCAGGCUGUUAGGCUUCUUCAAAUGUUGGUUUGUGUAUCUAACAAGAUAACCUGUAUGUCAGUCUUCAGCACACAAUAAAUCUUCCUGUAUUAGGUUUUCUUACAAAAUGUCCCUAAAGUCUUUUAUAAGUGAUUUUUUAAAUGUGUCUGCUUGAUUUUUGUUGGCACUGUUGCAAGGGGAAUGAAAUGCUGUCUAUCAUGCUUUUCAUCUUUAAAGUAAAGUGUCUGACUCAUACUCAAUGUUAACUGGUGUUCAAGUGCUAUACUUAUACACGUUCCCAUUAAUCAUUGGUUCUGUCCUUUUUUAAAUGCAGAACUAGUAAAAAAAACAGAAGUCAGGCCUAAUGUUAGUUGAGAUGACCUGUUUUUACAGUAUUAAAAGCUUCACCAUUGUUUAAUAUUAUGUAUGCAGGCCUGCUGUCCUCUUUCGUUCAGCAAUUGUAUUGAAAGCAUUAUCUUUCAGUUUCCAUACUAAUUGUAGCUUUCCAUUGUGGUCAAACUAGGACAAACUAGCUUAAUUUUCGCAUAGUUUGUGCAAACAGGCCAAGAUUGAAAAUCCCAGUUUGUUUAGAGAAAACCGCCUGCAGAUUGUUUUCACUUUGAACACCACAACAAACUGGCUAGUUGGAAAUAAAAGUGGAUACUUCUGCUCUUAUGUCGAAAUAGGAGGAGAUUGGAGAUUUAUAAUAUUCUGUUACUGCCAACAAAUAGAAGGGAAAGAUAUUUCAUGCACUGGAAGCUGAAAACAGAAGGAAAGGGGGAAGACUGAAUUACAGAUGGAUUGAUUCAAUAAAUGAGGUUGUGUCAGGGUUGUUAUUCACUCUUGGAGGUCUCUCAUUCUUAGAGUCACUAUAAAUUGAAGCCAACAGCACAUAACAGCAAUAAAAUUCAGAAUGUUAAAACAAA